This is a messenger RNA of Fusarium venenatum, 1059 nucleotides long. The record is from RefSeq and is a predicted model, not a curated record. Lineage: Eukaryota; Fungi; Ascomycota; Sordariomycetes; Hypocreales; Nectriaceae.
AUGACCGUUUCAAUCCCUUCUUUGCAGAAAGCAGCUGUCAUCAAGAACCCUGGUGACGAAGCGCGAAUCGUCAUCCGAUCAGAUGUCCCAGUUCCCAGCCCUGGUAAAGAUGAGAUUUUGAUCAAGCUGUCCUGCACUGGCGUUUGUGGCUCAGAGUGCCGUGCCCUUUCAGGAUGGGGCCCCUACAAUCCUAUCGUUGGUCAUGAAGGCGUUGGAACAGUCGUCAAACUGGGCCAAGACGUUGACGCCAGCUUCCUCAACAAAAGAGUUGGCGUCAAAUGGCUGUACAGCGCCUGCGGAGAAUGCACAAUCUGCAAGCGGGGCUGUCAGAACAACUGUCCGAAGCAGCUCAACACGGGCAAGCACGUUCCUGGCACUUUGCAGGAGUACAUGGUCGCAGAUUCCAGGUUUGUUACCAAGAUUCCGGACGGGAUCUCGGACGAAGUAGCUGCUCCACUACUUUGUGCGGGUCUCACCAUGGCCGGGGCUGUUUCCGAACUCGACGGUUACGUCGAGAGUGGUGAGUGGGUUGUGGUGUCUGGUUCGGGCGGUGGUCUGGGACACUUGGGUGUCCAGAUAGCGAAGUUGUUGUUUGGGGGUUACCGAGUAAUCGGUAUCGACACCGGGGACGCAAGACGAAAGGUGAGCCUGGACAGUGGUGCCGAGCACUUCAUCGACUUUGCCACCGAGAACGUUGAGGAGAGGGUCAAGGAAAUCACUGGGGAGGGAGCAGCAGCUGUUAUUGUGGUGACUGGUUCUCAAGAGGCUUUCAUCCAAGCUCCAAACUUGGUGAGGAACAUGGGAAUCAUUGUCAUGGUUGGAUUGCCGAGGAAUGACUUCAAUAUUCCCAUCUCGGCGUCUGUCUGCUCGGCUCGAGGCCUUACUGUUACUGGUGUUUCAGUUGGCACAGAGGGACAGAUGGAGGACAUUCUGCAUCAUGCAAAGAAGGGCAUCAUAGUUCCAAAUGUCACAGUAGUCGGAUUUGACCAAGUCGGAAAGGUCAUCGGGGAUCUUCAACAACAGGCAGUCACUGGAAGGGUAGUUGUCAAGAUUUCAUAA